Molecule: messenger RNA, 1731 nt
Organism: Lathyrus oleraceus (garden pea)
Lineage: Eukaryota; Viridiplantae; Streptophyta; Magnoliopsida; Fabales; Fabaceae
Product: E3 ubiquitin protein ligase RIE1
Exons: 5
Coding region: 489-1529 (346 amino acids)
Biological process (GO): ubiquitin-dependent protein catabolic process; protein ubiquitination
Cellular component (GO): plant-type vacuole
Molecular function (GO): ubiquitin protein ligase activity
Source: RefSeq, a predicted model, not a curated record
UUAACGAUUAAAAAAUAAAAGUCUUAUAUUAAUAAUAAUUUUCUUUAUUUUUGUUGGAUCGGUUGCCACCGUUUGUAAUGGAAGAAGAAUGAAGUGAUGAACACGAUAGUAACAUAACAUAUCUGUGACACUAAUUACGGGAUUUCAAAUAUCCUAUCAUCCACCAAUCACCGUACCACACCGUUUUCUCAACAACCAUUUUUCCCCUUCCGAUCCACCUUUCAACGCGUUACACUGUUCUGUUCUCUUCCUUCUUAGUACUACUAAUAAAUAAUCACUUAUUCAUUUUUUUCCUUUUUCUUCCACUCCUUCACUAACCAGUUACAACUCGCGCGAGAUUCAUAAAAGCACUUUCCCCUAAAUUCCAAUUUCUUAUUCAUCUCCCAAAGGUUUUUUCUCUCUAUUAUAUUUAAUAAUUUGCCUUUUCAAUUCAUUUCGCUUUUCAAUUUCAAUUAUGCAAACGCGCGUUUUCUCUCUCUAGCUCAACGAUGUCUUCUCAAACAACAACCUCUGAAACGCAAGAGGCGCCGCUCCUCCGUUCACGCCAUGAAGGAGGACGCUCUACAUCCCUCGCGCUUCUUCUAGGACGCGCCGCCGGACGGAGAGGACCGUCGGUUCUGGUGCGAGAGACAGCGGCGCGUGAACUAGAAGAGCGGCGUGCUGACUGGGGAUACUCGAAGCCAGUUGUAGCGCUAGAUAUAUCAUGGAACAUGGCGUUCGUUGUGGUUUCGGUGGUGAUGUUGUCGUGCACCGUUGACGAGACUCCGAUCACGCCGAUCCGAAUUUGGAUCAUCGGUUACGCGCUGCAGUGUUUCGUUCAUGUUGUUCUAGUGUGGCUUGAGUACAACCGCCGUAGCCGGAGAGAUUCGAGGCGGUGGCAGAGGGAGAACGACGACGGAGCCAGUUCUGACGGAAGCGACAGUGAUGACGGUGACGGGAACUCAUCUCAGUCCAGGUUCACCAAGCGAUGUGAAUCAAUAAAUACCGGGGUUUCAUUCAUUUGGUGGAUGGUGGGUUUUUACUGGGUUGUCUCUGGUGGUGAUAUCCUUCUGGAAAAUGCUCCAAGCUUGUACUGGUUGGCUGUCAUCUUUCUGGCAUUUGAUGUCUUCUUUGCCAUCUUCUGUGUUGUUUUGGCAUGCUUGAUUGGCAUUGCUCUCUGUUGUUGUUUGCCCUGCAUCAUUGCUAUUCUCUAUGCUGUUGCAGGACAGGAAGGUGCGUCAGAAGCAGACCUUAGUAUACUUCCAAAAUACAGAUUUCGAUUAUUAAACAAUGAGGAAAAGGCUAGCGGUGGAGCUGGAUCGAUGGUUCCCACAGAUACAUCCAGUGAAUACUUGGAUAAUGAACGGAUACUUUUACCUGAGGAUGCAGAAUGUUGUAUAUGCCUCUGUCCGUAUGAGGAUGGAGUGGAGCUUCAUACUCUUCCCUGCAACCAUCACUUCCAUUCUUCUUGCAUAGUAAAAUGGCUAAAGAUGAAUGCAACAUGUCCACUUUGUAAGUACAAUAUUCUCAAGGGAAACGAACAGGUAUAACACCUAACUGGGUGUCUUCAAUGCUGUUGUCUAUAUGUAGAUAUUCAAAACAAGGAAUAUCCACUUUCUCGGUUUUGAUAGUUGUUUUGCUUAUCUAUUUAUGUAGAGAAGAUUUAGGUCAUAUAUUCAUGAAUAAGUUAUCGAUGUUACUAAAUUGAGUAAUAUUUUACUAAGUUGAGUAAUAUUUUGUUCUUGUUAGUUA